Chelonoidis abingdonii (Abingdon island giant tortoise) is the source of this 1718-nucleotide messenger RNA. RefSeq names its product RNA-binding protein 4-like. Lineage: Eukaryota; Metazoa; Chordata; Testudines; Testudinidae. The record is from RefSeq and is a predicted model, not a curated record. Gene Ontology annotation, molecular function: zinc ion binding; RNA binding.
ACGGAGCAAGAGAUCCGGUCGCUCUUUGAGCAGUACGGGAAGGUGCUGGAAUGUGACAUCAUCAAAAACUAUGGCUUUGUGCACAUUGAAGACAAGACAGCGGCCGAAGAUGCCAUUCGUAACCUGCAUCACCACAAGCUGCAUGGUGUCUGCAUCAACGUGGAAGCCAGCAAGAACAAGAGCAAGGCCUCCACCAAGCUGCAUGUGGGCAACAUCAGCACCACCUGCACUAACCUGGAGCUGCGGGCCAAGUUUGAAGAGUAUGGCCCAGUGAUUGAGUGCGACAUAGUGAAGGACUAUGCCUUUGUGCACAUGGAGCGGGCUGAGGAUGCGGUGGAGGCCAUCAGGGGCCUAGACAACACAGAGUUCCAAGGCAAGCGGAUGCACGUGCAGUUGUCCACCAGUCGGCUCAGGACCGCGCCCGGGAUGGGAGACAAGAGUGGCUGCUAUCGGUGCGGGAAAGAAGGGCACUGGUCUAAAGAGUGUCCGGUAGAUCGCACGGGGCAAGUGCCUGACUUUACCGAAACCUAUAAUGAGCAGUACGGAGCGGUGCGCACUCCCUACCCCGCGGGCUAUGGGGAGACCAUGUAUUACGAUGAUGGGUAUGGAGCAAUGGUCGACUACUACAAAAGAUAUCGCGUGAGGCCCUAUGCUACGGCAUCUGCAUACGACGCCUAUGCAGAGCAAACAAUGGCUCAGUAUUCGCAGUAUGCGCAAUACUCCCAAGUACAAACCACAGCCAUGGCCGCCACCACAGCCAUGGCCGCCACCACAGCCAUGGCCAAUCGCCUCACUGCUACCCUAGACCCUUACGAUAGAGCGCUGCUGCCAACCCCAGGAGCAGCAGCAGCGGCAGUAGCUGCAGCUGCAACUGCCGCUGCAGCAGCCGCGUCCUCCACCUAUUACACCCGGGAUAGAAGCCCCCUGCGCCGCACGGCAACCGCGGCCACCACCGUCGGAGAGGCGUACGGUUAUGAACGUUGUCAGCUGUCUCCAGUCUCAUCAGUCGCUCGGGCCUCCCUCUACGAUGUUCAGCGGUUCGGGCGGGAUUCGUAUGCAGACAGGGCGCGGUACUCUGCGUUUUGAGUCGGAGGUAGGAUAUGUGCGGCUGGACGUCGGGUUCCUGUUGCACGUGAAAUCUAUAUCGUACGUGUCAAACUGUGCUGGGCUUCAAAGCAUACUGAUCACGGCUAAUGUAUUUACUCUUAAUGGACAUUUGUCUCUUCAAAGUGUAGUGAAUAGUAACUUCUUAACUUCCUUUUUCUAUUUUUCAGAAAUUGCUUUAAAUAAUUUUUUGGCCUUUUAUUUUUCCAUGACCCCAGAGCCAUUAUUCUUUGCUGCUCUCUGGGACCUAAUACCCUUUACCCAAUCUAAGCCCAGCUUUUGAGCUAGAGUAGUUGCAGUGCCAGUUUACUCUUUUUUUUGGAGACGUGCUUGGGAUUACUGUCUUCCUCUUGCAGUUCAGUUUGUAGCUUGCCUGUUUAAUAGUAUGUUUGGGUUUUUUUAAAGGUGAAUAACCAGUCUUAGUUAACUAUGAAAUAUUAUAUCUUAACGUAGUAUUGCGAAUUCUGCUUCCCUUAGUUCUAGCCUGCAGUCUGGAGUCAUCUCUUCUGCCCCAAUAUUAUUUUUGGAAUAUAACCUGUAACUCUCCUUCUCUCUGAAGUUUAGCAUCAUUUGACCGCCUCUCUUUUUCCAGCAAAAUAAACAGUUGUAACAGA